Notolabrus celidotus (New Zealand spotty) is the source of this 1729-nucleotide messenger RNA. It is a transcript of the gene ints12, whose product is annotated as integrator complex subunit 12. Gene Ontology annotation, biological process: snRNA 3'-end processing. The record is from RefSeq and is a predicted model, not a curated record. Lineage: Eukaryota; Metazoa; Chordata; Actinopteri; Labriformes; Labridae. Gene Ontology annotation, cellular component: integrator complex.
GCACCUCAGUCAUAAGGAAAGCGUCCGCCGCGGCUGGUGGCUUCUUGUUCAGGAGCAAGUGUUUCUCCGUUAAUUCUCAACGAAACGCCUCAUCCGUUUGACAGGGGGGGAUUUUACCCCAAGUGGAAUAUAAGUUAAAGCCAUGGCUGGACCUGUCAGUCUGGAGUUGGAUCCCAUCUUUUUGAAAGGCCUCAGUUAUCUACACUCCAAGAGUAAAGACUCAGCCGAGAAGCUUAAAGCUUUACUAGAUGAUUCCCUCUCCAGAGGAAGUGACUCAUCCUACCGUUCAUUACAAAAAGAUAUAGAGGUUUCCAAGGUGUCUGCGUCAAAACUGAGCUUAAGUAAACAGGACUCCAAGUCGUCCUCCAGCUCCUCGUCCUCCAGCAGCAGCAGUAGUAGUAGCAAAUCCAGCUCGGAAAAGAGCAAAAAAGAGGUGGAGAAGCGACCCGCUGAGAAGGUCAGGGUUGAGUUGAGUGACGUGGACCCUCCCAAAAAGCCUCGCUUGGAGAAACAGGAGAAUCGUGCUUCCCCAAUUACAGUUCAGACAAGCAAAGAUCUCCUGCCAAACAUUAACGACUACGAUGAGACCAACGCUGAUGACUUUGCCAUGGAGAUGGGUCUGGCAUGUGUGGUUUGCAGACAAAUGACAGUGACUAUGGGGAACCAACUGGUUGAGUGCCAGGAGUGCCAUAAUUUGUACCACCAGGACUGUCACAAGCCGCAGGUGACAGACAAAGAAGUAAAUGAUCCACGGCUGGUGUGGUAUUGUGCCCGCUGCACGAGACAAAUGAAACGCAUGGCCGCGAAACCUGCACAGAAGCCAUCCCCUGCCUCUGCAUCAUCAGCUCCAGUUGUAAAAGACACGCUGGUGAAAAAGACAGAGCUGAAAACUAAGACGGACACAACCAGCACCUUCCAAGCCUUCAAAAGAGCAGAAGUAAAGGCAUCCGCAACGUCAGCCAACCCCAGCAGCAGCAACUCCUCCUCCUCAGCUAGUGGGCUCACAGGCUGGGCUGCAUUUGGUGCCAAGACGAACCCAUCUCUCCCUGCCAGUUCCAAGUUAGGUUCCUCAGGCCCGAGUGGGAGUCACAAGACCUUGGCAGCUCCCUCUGCCCAGAAACCUGCUGGCCUGUCUGGGCUGGCAGGAGCCAAGUCCGGACUUGGAGGCGCAAAGAUACCUGGGAGCGGAAACGGAAACGGCUCGAGCCAGGUGCCUCUUAAACCUCCUCCUCCUCUGACUCUCGGUAAGCAGCCGCUGAACCGCUCAGGGAGCGGGGAGAACCAAGGGAAAGGGUCGUCUUCGUCAGGGGGCGGCUCUCCCAGUGGCUCCCAAGCAGGGGCUGGGGGGAACGGAGGCAGCAACGCAGGAGGUAACGGGAACAGGAAUGGGUCAAAGGCUGCACCGGGGGAUAAAGCACCAACAUCCCAAGAGUCCCAGCUGAACGCCAUGAAACGGUUACAACUCGUGAAGAAGAAAGCAGCACAGAAGAAACUGAAGAAAUAAGCAGAAGUUGGAAGCAGGGAGGAAUCUGAAAAUAAAUGCUGUGGAAUCUGUGUCAGAGCAGUAUGUUUGUAUAUGUAGUAACAACAUUCAGUCAAAUACUUGAAUCUGUCUUUGUGUAAAUGCUGCUGGACUCUGUGCCUCGCUCUGUCCUAACAAAUCUAACCAUUGAAAGAGUGACUGUCACUUUUUAUCAACAAAUGCCAUUAAAUCUCCUCUUCUUAUAAA